Messenger RNA from Penicillium brasilianum, 1329 nucleotides. The record is from the annotation of a GenBank genome assembly. NCBI's taxonomy places the organism in Eukaryota, Fungi, Ascomycota, Eurotiomycetes, Eurotiales, Aspergillaceae.
CUCGCCCAACAGAGUGGGCACUCUCGAGCUAUUCAGUUAACACCCUAGCUUACAUUCAUAUUCACUGUCAACAAGACUGCACCCCCUUAUUCCUCCUCGGACUUAGAAAAGCAAACCUCCUCAAAGCUCUCGGUCCCGUGAUCUCAUCCAACUCCAAGCCCAGAGAAAGAAAACCUUCCAAGGACGCCACAGCAAACUCCAAAUGCCCAAGUCGCCAGUCCCCUCAAACCUUCAUGAAAGCUGAUUGACCAAUAUGCAUCCUCCAAUCGCCGACUUUCUGGCGAGCACUGACAGCGAGGAGGUCACUGACGCCGAGGAGGAGGCCUUUCUGCUGUUCAGCCAGGAGAUCCCCACAACCAACCUGGGGUUCGUCGACUCACGCGCUUCGUCCCUUGACGUGACGAUCCGUGGCAACGAGUACAUUAUCCAUCAAUCCCCCACUAUACUUUCUUCUUCUCGAGCUGGAGGCACGACUGGCGCCGUCCUCUGGAAAAUCACUCCUCAUUUUGCGGAAUGGAUCUCUUCCCCAACAAAUCCCCUCUGGACGCAUUCCCUUCUCUCGUCUGACUCGGUGGUGGCUGAACUGGGCUGUGGCAUUUCGGCGCUGGUUGCCUUGGCCUUGGCUCCCUCAGUCCAACAUUAUCUCGCCACCGACCAAGAAUACGUGCGGCGCGUGUUCAGGACUAACCUCGACGCCAACGCCUCCGUCACUCCAGCUGCAUCCGCAUCUGGGAAGCAGAAAGGCAGCAAAACAAGAGGCAGCAGCAGUAGGUCGACGUCCAAGAGUAAGCAGUCCGCCCAGGCCGCAACAAGCAAUAUUACCUUUACCACGCUGGACUGGGAGCUUGAUCAGCCAGGGCUGCUGAAGGGCUGUAUCGAGUCCGAGUCUGGCGGACAGACUGGAUUUGAUCAAGGCAAGGAAGAAGACAGAGGCUUCGACCUCCUUCUUUCUUGCGAUUGUAUCUACAACGAAGCUUUGGUUGCCCCGUUCGUGCGCACCUCUGCCGAGAUAUGCCGUCUGCGGCCAGCGUACGAGUCCUCCGUGGAGCAGACGUCACCGUCUCGUCUCCAGCCCACGAUUUGCAUCGUUGCGCAGCAGCAGCGAGCGCCGGAGGUGUUCGAGACGUGGCUACGGGAGACCCUACGAGAAUUCCGUGUCUGGCGACUCAGUGAUAAAGUGCUUGGGGCUGGACUGAAGGGAGGUAGCGGGUACCUGGUGCAUCUACUUCUGGCGAGGUAGAAGAGUUAAUUUACCCAGUAACGGAACAUGAUAGAUAAUCAAAAGAAAGACAAGCUAUAGAUAUAGAAAUGUACACCAAUUGAACAUCG